AUGCUGGUCGAGGACAGCGGUAUUUACAAUGAGAUCUACAUGGCGCCCGAUAUCUUCACCGCCAGUAAGAACUUUCCCGAUUUGGGUGGACGGAAUUUCAUGAAAGCUAAAAGUCGAUACCACUGUGAUGAGAAGUGUGAAAGAUCGUCCAAACUCGUUCGUUUCGUGAUGACGGGCGACGAUGCACAGGAGCCACCGAAAGAGUCGGAACGGACAUGGUGGGAUGAAGAGGAAUGGAAACGUGAGGAAAGGUCAAUUUUACCUCCCGACGCUUCAAGGCAUGAUCGACGCAAGGAACUGGAAAAGACUGUGCGUACUGCGCUUCGAGAACUCGACCGAAUGGAUCAGGACGAACUCGAAGGGUCCAGCGAUCCGCCGGAGCAGGAAGAAUUCGAUCAAUUCUUCACCAGCGAACUCCAUUCAGAGUCGAUUUUCUCCGCCAGGCUAAAACGACGAAGUUCUCCUCUGCCACUAACGACGGAGAACUCAGGAACAGCAAGGGAUAUUCUCGGUAAGUUCGGCUGA
Messenger RNA from Ostertagia ostertagi, 525 nucleotides. NCBI's taxonomy places the organism in Eukaryota, Metazoa, Nematoda, Chromadorea, Rhabditida, Trichostrongylidae. The record is from the annotation of a GenBank genome assembly.